Messenger RNA from Panonychus citri (citrus red mite), 1351 nucleotides. RefSeq lists its product as uncharacterized. Lineage: Eukaryota; Metazoa; Arthropoda; Arachnida; Trombidiformes; Tetranychidae. The transcript is spliced from 4 exons. The record is from RefSeq and is a predicted model, not a curated record. The coding region runs from base 266 to 1048 and encodes 260 amino acids.
CGUCUAUUACUCGGACCAUAAUAAAUUCAACUCUUUCCUUUAUUAUUAUAACUUUUUUUUUCCUCAUCAUCUCUCUCACUUUGUCUCCCUCUGUCCUAAGCAAUCAAACCUCAAUCCUGAUUGUAGUUUGAACACAAUUACGAACUAAUUUAACUUUCAUUUGAAAAUUUUCUGUCAAUUAGUUAACAUCUAGUUUUCGCAAGUUUCCAUUCACUUGAUUUCUUCAAUUGUUGUUACUCUUGAUUAUUCACAAAACUUAUUGAUUAUGAUGAAGAAAGUUUUGAUCGCCUUAAUUGUGAUUACUUUCUAUCUUACCUUAAUCAGUGCCGCUCCCGACAAGAAAAAGGCCACAAACAAAUUUCGAGGAAGACGACCCAAAGCUAAUUGUCACCUGAAAGAGUUACAAGAUUGUAUUGAAAAGUUUGAUCGUUAUACAAAUGAUUCCCAAUCAUACAAACUAAUUACAUCUUCCAGAGGAAUCGAUGAGAUUUGCUCUAAUUCAUUGGAAGGUGUUAAUUGUUUCAAAGAUCACAUGGACAAAUGUGGAACACCAAUUCAGAUUGAAAUGUUUUCCUUUGUUCUUAAUCAAUUUGAAAAAUCAAUCGAUCGAUUCUGUAAACCUGGUGCCUUAAGAGACGAUUUCCUUAAGCAUUCACCUUGUAUCGCCGAGAAAGUUUUAGGUAAAGAUGAAUACAAAUCGAAAUGUAAUCAACCCUAUUUGGCCUCAGUCGAUAAGGUUAACAAGCAUGAAGAUUUUGACGAUCGACUUGAUCUUACCUGUUGUUCAUACAAUCGAUGGGAAAAUUGUCUCCUUCAAAUGACCGGUGAAAAAUGUCAAGGAGCUGGAAAACAAGCAAUGAACAAUUUCAUGGAAAAAGCAUUCGCCGGAUUAAGUGAUAUGGUUUGCAAACAAUCAGAUUUCCAAUUCUCAAGUGACCGAUGUAAAUCCUUAUAUCCAGCCAAUGGAACCAUCGUUGACCCCAAGAAGACCAAUAAUCCGAUCACCAAAUAUCUGACCUCAUAUUUCCGUUUCUUAUUGACCAGUUAGAUGAAUUUGGAUUAAAGAAAAUAUCAACAACGAUAAUUAUCACCAAACAUCUCAACUUUACAAUACAAAAUGAACAAUCAACUAUAUCAUAUUAAUCUGAUUCAGAUUAUUGCAGAUAAAAAAGAGGAUUAAGAUUAUCUUGGAACUGAUUACAAAUUUGAUGACUGCCUCUGAAUUAACUAACAAAUAAUUAACUCAUUUUGUUUUUGUGAUGAAAUUAUUUUUUGUGUAUCUAAAUUUUCACAUUGUCUUUCACAAUUAAUUUUAUUAUUACUCAUUAAUUAAAACUCCCGUUGCAUUUGA